Messenger RNA from Dimorphilus gyrociliatus, 3440 nucleotides. The record is from the annotation of a GenBank genome assembly. NCBI's taxonomy places the organism in Eukaryota, Metazoa, Annelida, Polychaeta, Dinophilidae.
ACUCAUUGUUACUGGCGUGGCAAAACGAGAUAAAUUGACAAACGAGACUUGGGUUUGUGAUUCUUUUUAAUUGAUCAUUCAUCAAAAGAAAUUAUUACGUAUAUUUCUAACAAUUGGUAAGUUUGCGUUUCAUGAGACCAGAAAAGGUAAUUCGCUCUAAAGUGAUGUGAUUAUAUUCGAACCACUCUAAGCUAAACUGAUUUAAUUAAAACUUCGCUUUGCACGGCUUAAAAUCUUUUUCUUAUGGGUAAUAACAUGUUAUGUAAGCACUCGGAUAAGUUUUGUUGUGUAGUUGGGUUGACAAUAUUUAUAGAAUAAAUUUCUCUACUAGACAGCUAAUUGUUGUUUAUAAGUUGAUUUUAUUGCAUAUUUAUUGUUGUUAAUGUUUGAAUACGACGUAGGAUAUUUAUAUAAAGAUGUGAUAAAGUAUGAGUUCUAUCGUCAUGCUCAAAAUUAGGCUUCAUACAAUCAUUUUAUUAUUUUACUAAACUUUUAACCAGAUAAAAUUUGUUUCAACAAGCUGUAGGCCUCAAAUAGUUUUAUCAAUUGACGAUAUAUACGAAUUUUUUCUACAGCUCUUUUUUCGAAUGUCACAUUGCUCGAAUACUUUGUAAAGAUAAGAGCUACACGUUUUUUUUGAGAUAACUAUCCUCUGCAUGAAGUCAGAUUGCCACCAGUUCACUCUAAUAAUUUUAUGGUGUGGACUAUAUUUUCAUGCUGCCUAAAGCGGAAGAAUCAUGGCAGAAGAUAGCAUUUUGAUUCGAAUAACCAUACCAGACAGGAAAGAUCAGAAUCAACCCAUAUCCAUGAGAUUUGAUUUGAACGAAACUGUUUGGGUAGCAAAGCAGCAGAUACUUAAAUCUUUGCAUAAUGAAGUUAAAGAUGGACUGAAUUAUGGCUUAUAUCUACCUCCCCAAAAUGCUCGAGCAGGCAAAUUUCUAGAUGAGGAGCGUAGGCUAGGAGAAUAUCCUGUUGCUAAUGGUGUAGGACAUUUGGAAUUUAAGUAUAAAAGAAGGGUAUAUAAGCUUCUCAAUAUAAAUACUCGAAAAUUAAAGCAAAUUCAUACCAAGGGCAACUUAAGACAGUUUUUUGAUUAUGUUAAAAAAGGAGAUGUAGAAAAAAUAAAUUCAAUGACCAACAAAGGGUUAGACUCAAAUUUUAUAGAGACAGAAAGUGGAGAAACACCUUUAACUAUUGCAGUUUCAAUUAUGAAAAAGCCUGUUAUAAAAAAUAUCGUGAUAUCACUUUUUAGUGGAGGUGCUCAUUUAGACUUUCGGAAUAGAGACGGUUAUACUGCUAUUCAUUCAGCAGCAAUGGCUAAUAAUUUUGAAGCUGUGAAAAUACUCUUAGAUCUUGGUGCAUCACCGAACUAUAAAGAUCGUUUGGGCUUGACUCCAUUGUUUUUAGCUGUUGCUAAUAACGUUGAUUCAAGAAUUUCUGAAAAUCUCCUACAUGAUCACUCUGUUUUGUGCUUGAGUGAUGAUCAAGGCUGGACGGAGACUCACUACGCCUGUAAGCAUGGAAAUGAACAGACUUUGGAGCAUUUACUCUAUUACGGAGCUGACAUGAACGUUCAAAACAAUUCGGGGAAUACCCCACUUCAUGUAGCAGCUCUAAACGGCCGGGAAGGUUGUGUACGAAUGCUUUUGUUUAGAGGGGCGGAAAAGUCGAUCCAAAAUUUUGCUAAUCAGGAUCCUAGACAGGUAGCUGUUAUCGCAGACAACUUUAAUAUUGCGAAUAUUAUUCAGAAUUUCAGCUUAGAUGAAAUAGUGCCUAUACAAGAAGUACCUCAGUAUAAUAAAAGAAGGCGAUCUGUUUGGACAGCCGGAACUUUAACCAGAUCAAAGAGUGACCCAAGAAUCAACUUGGCUGGAAGAUUUUCACGUCCAGCUUCUCCGACUCAAUCGGUGGUGAGCGUUCCAGCAGGGUCAACAACAAUUUCGAGCGUACCCAUAUCACCAAACACUGUUUUUUCCGAUCCAAACUCUUCUUUAAGAUCUACAAUUUCAAGCGACAUAUCAUCAGAUUCAAUAGUUGUUAAGAAAGAUGCUUUCUAUGCUUUACUGGAGAGAGGCAGAGAGUAUUCUUUCAGUUCUGUCGGAGCCAGAACGGUUGUGCUACAAAAAGGUCGAAACGGUUUUGGAUUUGUAUUACGAGGGACUAAAGCUCAAGGAUUGCAAUCGAUUAACUUUGUUCCAACUCCUCAAAUACCUGCUCUUCAGUUCUUGGAUAGAGUAGAUAGUGGUAGUGCUGCAUAUAAAGCUGGCUUGAAAUCUGGAGAUUAUAUCUUAGAAAUAAAUGGGCAUAAUGUAGCAUCUUCAAGUCAUGAAGAGGCUGUACGCUUUAUUAAGCAGUCGGGUGAUACUCUAACUUUGAAAAUAAUGACGGUUGCAGACAUUAAUUUAAAUGGUAGUCAGAAAGAAAUAAAUAUAUUGAGACCACCUCCUCCUGCUCGGCAUCCUUCAACUAGCUUGUCUGCUGGGAGUAAAAUGUUUAAAGAUUUUUCCAAUGUAGAAAAUGGAUCUUUAAAAGUACCAGCUUCAAUUCGUUCUAGAGCAACACCUAGAAGACUGACAGCAAACGAAAUUCAUAAUAUGAUACAGGAGAAAUCUGCAAAGCAAUCUUUGUCUUCAGCUGAGAAAAUAACGGAAUCUGCUGUGAUUGAAGAAACAAUGCUUGACGAUGAACCCACACCAGAUUAUGAGGAUAGCGAACCGCCGUCUCCCGCAAAAGUUAAUUCUUCUGUUGUCAUACCGCCAGCCCCUCCUUUAAAUUUACCUGGACCUGGAAAAUCGAAUUCUAGUAUAUCUCCUCCACCAGCACCUCCUCCACCUCCAUCUUCAAUAUUGCCAAAAGAGAAUGGAAUAAACAAUCAAUCUAACAUGUCAGUUGAAAAAAAGGAAAAUAAGGAGAAAAUUCAUUUGCGAACAAAUAAUACACCUGAUGCUGACCCGCUUCUUAUGGCAAUCCAGCUAAGAAGAAAUAAAUUAGAUUCAAGUACCUCUGGUAAUAAAGAUAUAGAAGAAGUUAUUAAAGGUUUUAAAGCAGGCAAGAAAGUAAAUAGCUCAACCUUGAGUUCUUUCAGAAACGAUGAGGAAAAAUCAUCAAUGGACAUUGAUGAUUUACAUCAAUCUGUUGUUCCUCCUCCGCCUGAAUUUGGAGAUAUAGUUGAUUCAAAUAUUAUCGACCCGCCUGAUCUGUUUAAUAAAAAAGAUAAAGUUAAACAGCCAAAUAUUCUUGACUGGACAGUUUCCGACGUUUUAGAUUGGUUAGAUCAAAUCGACAUGAGCAGAUAUAAAACAAGAUUCAAAAGUCAUCACGUAGACGGAAAGGCUCUAAUGCGUUUGGGUCGAACAGAGCUAUUUCAAAUGGGAAUAACGCAAGUUGGCGAGAGAAUAAACUUAGAAAAAGCCAUAAAAAGACAACUGGUUGAAUGUUAA